Molecule: messenger RNA, 453 nt
Organism: Striga asiatica
Lineage: Eukaryota; Viridiplantae; Streptophyta; Magnoliopsida; Lamiales; Orobanchaceae
Source: the annotation of a GenBank genome assembly
AUGACGCAAAUGAACAAACUCACUGACGGUAAGACUCUCUGUCUGGGCAUGAAAGGAAUUCACUGUGUAAAGAGAAAGGAAGACGCUACUCACUCGAAAAUGAAAGACGAAGGCAAUGAGGAAAAUCUACUUCUUUCGUCAAUGUCUAUCCGUUUGGGUAUUUACUUAACAAGGCUCGAUUACAUUGACCUAUUGGAAUCUCAACUAGGUCAGGAGGGGCAGUCUAUUAUUCCAAUCCAACAAAGACGACCGGGGAAUAGUAGCGAAAUCCUCAACUUCAAAUACAAUGCGAGCUGGGACGGGGUUGCCUUAGCAACAAUGGUGUACAUAUGCCAGGAAUCACACCAUAGCCGGAGUCGAUCGAGUGAGGAAAAACCUACCUACCUUGGGGCAGGGCCAGAUCUUGAUGUAGAAAGGAGCGAAAGCCACUCGACUGGUUGGAGAGGGGCGUAG